Molecule: messenger RNA, 756 nt
Organism: Knipowitschia caucasica
Lineage: Eukaryota; Metazoa; Chordata; Actinopteri; Gobiiformes; Gobiidae
Source: the annotation of a GenBank genome assembly
AUGGAGGCUGGACUUGGAUGGAUCUCCAAAUUGUUUGUGCUGACCAUGCUGUGUCUCACUUUGAAUGCAGACGAUGACACAAAAUGUGAAAAGGAAAUCAAUGUCCUUCGCGGCGUGCUCUAUGAGGCCUUUAAUGGAGGACAAUUACGGCUGGAAUGCCCUGUUCCUGAUUUUGGAUUGUAUGCCUGUGGAUUUGAAUCUGAAAAGAGUCACUACAUCAAUGUUGCAGUGAAAGAUGGGAAGGAGACUUUCCAGGAUCCAAAUGAGAAAAAUUCCACAUCCACUGACAAUAAACAUGUUUGGCAGUAUCUAUAUUGUACUGUGGGGAUUGUGGGAAUUGUCAUAGUUGUGACGGUCAUAUCGGUUUUAUCAAUGAAACAAUGUAAUGAUAAAGCAAAGGACAAGACUGAAGAUGAAAACCAGUAUAUGAACGUCCCCCGCGGUGGAACAGUCUGUCCUCCUCUGCCCCCCCCCACACACACAGGAGGAGAUAAAGCAAAUGACAAGACUGAAGAUGAAAACCAGUAUAUGGACGUCCCUAUGGUGGAACAGUCUGCCCAUCACUCAAGCACCACGACGUCACCGAGAGCGAGCCCCCACAAGUCCUCAUCGGCUCCCUCCAAGACAAAGAGAAACCAACACAGGGGGAGGUCUGUAGUUUAUGCUGCUUUGAACCAUCAGCAACUGGCCUCAGGUUCUCGCCCCAGGACGGCCCCGGAGGAGCAGACAGAGUAUGCAGCCAUCAAGGUCUCCUAA